This is a messenger RNA of Mesorhabditis spiculigera, 4074 nucleotides long. The record is from the annotation of a GenBank genome assembly. NCBI's taxonomy places the organism in Eukaryota, Metazoa, Nematoda, Chromadorea, Rhabditida, Rhabditidae.
AUGGGCCCCUCUUCAGAUGAGGGUCUUACCCUGCAGUACGUGACCAAACGAAUUAUAGCUGUCACCUCACCAUCGACUUCAUCUGAGAAGGUCUAUAAAGAAUCGUUGUCCAGGGUUGCGCAUCAAUUAAAGGCGGAUCAUCCGGGGACUUUUAAGAUUUGGAACGUCUCCCGAGCCCGUAAGGAUUUAUACCGUCUCGGCCCAGUAGUGGAUGUCGGAUGGCCAGCUCCGUUGGCACCGCCCCUUGACAGAUUAUGCGUAAUGUGCAAGCAAUGGGAGCAAUUCCUGGCCGAAUGCCCACAAGCCACCAUCGUCGUCCAUUCAAGAGGAGACCCAUCUAGAUCAGCCAUCGCCAUCUGCGCUUAUAUGCACUAUAACGCGAUAUGUGCAAACGACGAUGCCGUGGAUGACCGUUUCUCGAUGCAAAGAUACGCGGAUCGAUACCUCGGCGCACAGGGGCAACCGAGUCAUAAAAGGUACCUGACCUACUUCUCGAACCUUCUAUCCGGCAAAACGCGUGUCAACCCGGCCGCUAUUUAUUUACAGAAAAUCAUCCUCCAUCACCUCGUCGAAAAGAGCCUCUCGUUCAAAAUCUACGAAAAAAUGCGCCCCGUUUAUUCCACCAAUUUUGGCUCGGCAAAGGAUGUCUCAAAAUUUGACACUGAGCAAGAGGUGAAGCUCCGGGGCGACAUUCUCAUCAAGUGUAUCGCCAAUCGGGGUGAAAAUAAGGAGACGCUCUUCUUCUGCCAGUUCAACACCUGCGCUCUCGAGCUCUUGGGCAAGACGCCGAGUCUGUCCUUCUUCAAGGAGGAGCUUGACUUGAUAUUUGCUGAUCCUUCUAUCGACAACCAAUGCAAACUGGAGCUCAUCUUCUCCCUUGAUCCACCUCGUUCUCAACGCAAAAGAUCAACUACAUCCUCUUCAAUCGAUAUUUCAAGGGCUGAUAGCUACGAGAGUUUUGCCCUGCCAGAAGACGACGCCGACGAGCCGGUAGAAUACAGCCGCAUCGCCAAGCCCGUCAGCGAGGAUUCGGGGUUGUCGACGACUUCGCCGAGUAAAGAGGAAUCAUUGCCCCAUCACCCUCAAAUGGGCCCCCCGGUCCCUCCAAAGCCGACAUCACGGCCUGGAAGUGUGCAGCCGCCAGAAGAUGAACCACAAGGGGAAUAUGUCGAAAGACGAGGUGUCCUCCCAGCCUCCGUUCGUCCCAUGGUUAAAGCACAAAAAGAGCAAGACGCCAGAGAGGAGCAAGAACUCAAGGAGCAACAGGAAAAUGGAAUGCUGGCCCCGCUAGAUGAAUUGAAUGCCGAGAUUCAGCAGGAAAAUAAUGGUCCCGCAACGGCGGAGAAAAAAGCGGCGCCGAGUCUUGUGCCGGAUUUGGUCGGAAAGGAUAGAUACGAUAAAGCUUCAAAGUGCUUCUCCUACGUCCCUUCAAAAGCCCUAAAAGAAGCCUUUUCCCAGCCGAAGAAACCGACACCAAAAAGAAUAUUCGACACCAGCAAGGAAAACCUUGAUGUUGUUAGGCCAGAAGAGUUGUCGAGAGCCCAUGAAUAUACGAGGGCUGUCGAUUUGGUCAGGAGGGCCGAAUCACCGAAAUGGACAGAUACGAUCGACUCCACAGCUCGCUACAAUCACGAAGACGUCCGGAUACCAACAAGCUCGGAAGUCAGACAGCCAGAACGACCAAAAUGGGAAGAGGAGAUUGAAGAGGCCAGAAAGGCUGCACUCCGCGACGCUGCCCCAUACGGUCGCUACCGUAGCCCAGCGCAGGGCCCCGAGAGGAGCAAGAGCGCAUUUGGAGAACGAACCCGAUUCGAUGACGAUGAGUCGUGGACCGACACGAUGCACACGAACGGAUCGCGGCGUACGGGCAGCAGCUAUCGACAGCUGGAUGACAGCAGAUAUGGAAAUGACAUGGACGACCUGUGCGACCCGGAUUUCUACCUGAACUACGGUACCCAGAAACGGCAACAAGCCCCCAAGAGCGAGCAGUUGCCCCGGAAACAGUACAGACCGAUUGAGGAUCCAUAUGGGCGCCACGACCACUAUGCUCAACCACAGCCAGUGGCCGCCGCGUCGACACUUGAUUUGCAUCUGGACGAGCUGAAUCGAGUGCCGCAAGACCGUGACGCGUGGCGCCAGCGGAACUGCCGCAGCGUGACGUCAGCUCCAGAACGCAGCCGCUUAACCCUUCCCCGCGGGAAUGAAGAAGAACCCCCGCAAGACGAUUGGCUAUCCAAUAAAUUGAAGAAAUUGAAAACAAAGAGGGAAGAUCCAGAUGUGACGAGGAGGAGAACACAGGAGAGGAUGCUGUUGGAGGAGCUGAAAAACGCGAACGACUCGCCACGGCCAGCCGGACGCGAUUAUAAUGAAGUGGCUGCCCCACGAGAUCCGCUAGAGGCCUAUAGACGCGAGGAAGAACGGCUUAGGAAUACUUCAUCACCAUUUGACGAUUUGCCCAAAAGGAUGGGAAGAGGAGUCCGCGGCAAACCCCCGACCCCUCCACCCCGUGAAAGGAGUCGUUCUCCUCCUCAGAGCCGUGUCAACACCCCAGGCUUGGAGCAACACUACCGCCAACCCCACCAAAACGGCUACACCUCGGCGAAGGAGACGAACAUUGACGACGAUUUCGGCGAUUUUGCGCAUCUCGGGAAUAUUGUUAAGAACGAGAACGCCUCCCCUGCUCCAACCCAUCGACACGUUAAUCACCACCAACAUCAACAACAAUACGAGACGCCACAGGGACAGAGAAAACAAUCCUCCGAAUACGCGAGACCAUCGACUGUCGAUCCAUCGGCUUGGGCUAAAGGAAGAGAGACACCAUCGGCUAGAUAUCCGGACAACCGCUACGCCGAGUACGAUUCGUUGUCGCGUGCACAGACUCCCUCGGGACAGUUCUACUCCGGACAGGAACGUGUCGCCGCCGCGAUCGCCCGUGCCGAGACCCCAUCCCGUCAGUACUACGGUACCCAGGAAAGAGCCCAAUCUGUCGGUGGAAGGGCCGAGACCCCGAAUUUCCCCCUUCGCGGCGAGACCCCGCUACCGUACCAUCCAUUGCUGUAUAGCCAGGGUACCGCCAGUCGACCGGAUUUGUCGCGCAACAGAUCGGAGCCGGACGGUCAAACGAUGUAUCAUAGGUCAGCCUCCCCGCGCUCGAACUACUACAGCCAAUCCCUCAGCCGGCGAUCGUCUCUCAAUUCCGUCGACCCGGGCGAGAUCAUCCACCACCAUCCGGUGUUUGUGAAGGAUGUGUCGAAAUAUUGGUACAAGCCGACAAUCUCCAGGGAACAGGCCAUCAACAUGCUACGCGACAAGACACCCGGCACAUUCGUCGUCCGCGACUCCAACUCGUUCCCCGGAGCUUUUGGAUUAGCCCUAAAAGUCGCUGCACCACCGCCAGGAGUACAAUCAGGUGACGGUACCGAACUGGUGCGCCAUUUCCUCAUCGAGCCCUCACCAAAGGGUGUCAAACUGAAGGGAUGCAAUAAUGAGCCGGUGUUCGGCUCCCUAUCUGCUCUCGUCUAUCAACAUUCCAUCACUCCACUCGCCCUGCCCGCCAAGCUGAUUCUGCCCGAUUUCGACCCUGCUACAUCAGUGGAGCACGUGUCGGCUGCACAGCUUCUUCUUGAGCAAGGCGCAGCCUGUAACGUGGCCUACGUCGGAUCGGUGGAUUGCGAAUCUCUGACCGGAAAAGCAUGCGUCGAGCUCUGCAUGGCAAGGCUGUGGAAAGACAACGUCAUGGGAUACUUAACGCCAGUGUCCGUACACUUUAAGGUGUCGGCCCAAGGGAUUACAUUGACGGACAACACGCGCAAACUCUUCUUCCGCCGCCACUUCCCCACAAAUACCGUCAUCUACGCCGGACCGGGACCUGACGAUCAACGAUGGGACAACACUGACGUCAUCGGCUUCUCCGAGGGCUGCGUCCGCAACGCAAAAGUGUUUGCUGUUGUCGCGCGGAAGGUGAACCAACACGAAAACCAGUGCCACGUCUUUGCUGAACUUGAACCCGAACAGCCCGCCCACGCUGUCCUUAACUUCAUCAACAAGGUUCUCCUCAACCCCUCACGACGACAA